GAUUUCACGGGUGGGAUCUAGAAGGAUCGCAUAUUACAGGUACGUAUGAUAAUCAUAGAUAUGCAAAACGGUGAAGAAAUUUCUUCAAAUUUGGAGAUCUUCUCAUUUUUAGAAAUUCCCCUAUUACAUAUAUGUUCUUUCCGCGUAUUUCAUCUGACGAAGUCGCAACUCGGUUUACGAUAACGGUCUGUGUGAAACGAAAGUUAGGGUUACUGCAGGACUGGGAAUUUACGCAGUUUACUAAUACAUAAUCAUGGAUAGCUUUCUGAAUAUGUUUGGAAAUGAAGUGAAACAUAGCUACAGCGUGGCCAAAGCUCGUGUUGACAAACGAUUGGAUUUCUUGAGGAAGGUGUAUGGAAUUCUGUCGGUGCAGCUCCUCUUCACAUUCGCUACAGGGGCACUGUUUAAAUGGAGUACCACAAUCACCUACAUAGUACAGACCAACCAUUGGUUGGUGUUGGCCGGGGUAAUUGGAAGUCUGGGGCUGGCUGUGGCACUUCAUGCCUACAAAAAUGAAACCCCCACAAACUACAUGCUUUUGGCUGGAUUUACAGUUGUUGAAGCAUUCUUAGUGGGAACAGUUGUGACCUAUUACAAGGUGUCCAGUGUUCUGGAUGCCUUCCUGCUCACCAUGCUGGUCACCGUUUGCCUUACAUUGUACACAUUCCAAAGCAAGACAGACUUCAAUAAAUUCGGUGCAGGGAUGUUCUCCCUCUUUGGUGUUCUGAUGUCUGCCAUGCUUAUGCAGUUCUUCUUCCCAACAGCAGCAAUGAGCCGUUUAAUUUCUGUGGGCCUCGCCGUCUUGUACUGCAUGUAUAUCAUUUAUGACACCGGUUUGAUUAUGGAGAGACUUACUCCGGACGAAUACAUCAUUGCCCCUGCAAUUCUUUACAUGGAUAUGGUAGCUCUCUUCCUGCGCCUUCUCAAACUCCGUGGUGAGCGCGAAAAUCGAGACUGAAAUGGUGGCAAUGAAACUUUGAAAGAUAUUUUUCGAAAAAAAUAAACAUUUUUUUGAAUUGUUUUUGUUUUUUGUUUUUUUUCUUUUCAUCAUUUUUUUAAAUUUUAUUUAUUUAUUCAAUUUUUUGUUUAGACAACAUCAAAUCAAUGAUGUUGAUUGUAAAAACCGUAAACUAUGUUCUUUUUUUUUUUCUUCUGAUUACCACUUUUCUUAUGAAUUUGUGUUGUUUAUUGUGAGGUUAAAAGGGUUUUUUUUUUAUUUAUUGUUACUGGUAAAUGUUGCCUUCAUAGCUUCCCGUCCGAGUGUCACAGGAAUUCAUGAAUAGGUUAUGCAAACAUCUUUUGAAGUUCAACUUGUAAUAAUUGUCAUUCUAUAAUUUCCAUGUUUUCAGUCCUGAAUAUAAUUCCUUUUACUUUUUUUUUUUUUUUGAAAGAAAAAUCUUAAAAUUAAUGCGUAUAUGCAUAUAUAUUCAAGUUUUCCUGAAGAUGUGUCGUGGGCUUUGCUUAUGUAACAAUAUUUUCUUUCCUUUAUCGCUAUCAGUGUUGAAUGUAAACUUAUUUAUACAUGUAUAUGUCUACAAAUUUGAAAUAAAAGAGCAGAUGGUAUUGAGUAACUAUAUCCGGAUUUACAAUGUAACGAUUUUUGAAUAUCGUUGAGGGUUCACAGAGGUAUUUGCAGAAGUCAUUCUUCUAUUAAUUUUUGGAUUUUUCCCAAUGAAAGUUUAUAGUUUGAAACUUACACACAUAGCUUUUAAAUUUCUGUGACAACAUGAUCUUGUUCUUGAUUUCUUAAAAAAAAAAAAUGAACAUUACUUGUCAACUGAAUGGAAGUUUAAGAUUUCAAAAGUGCCUUUAUUUUAUAUUUUAAUUUUUGGUCACAAAUACUGUAUGCUGGAAUUCAGUCAGCACUCGGAGGAUAGGAUUUUGUUAUGUUACAAAAAUUUUAUAAAUUUGUGUUGACGUAAAAUAUGUGACAUUUAAAGAGAAAAUCAGCUGAGAAGUGUCACCUCCAUAUUUCCUGAAAGAGUUAAAUGUUAUGUGCACUAAAAAGGCUAUUUGUUACUUACAACUGUUCUUACAAUGUUUUGUGGUCACAUUGCAAAUUAAUUAAAUUAUUACCUUCAA
This is a messenger RNA of Ostrea edulis (European flat oyster), 2082 nucleotides long. Its product is annotated as protein lifeguard 4-like. The record is from RefSeq and is a predicted model, not a curated record. Gene Ontology annotation, biological process: negative regulation of apoptotic process. The coding region runs from base 254 to 958 and encodes 234 amino acids. The transcript has 8 exons. NCBI's taxonomy places the organism in Eukaryota, Metazoa, Mollusca, Bivalvia, Ostreida, Ostreidae. Gene Ontology annotation, cellular component: membrane.